AUGUCCUCCAUAGCUCCAAUAUCCACAUAUCCUCCUCCCUCUGCUGACGACACUCCCAUUAACCCUCUCAAACGUCCGACCUCUUCCGACCAGACCCCUCCUGAACCUCCGAAGAAGAAGAAGAAAUUCGAACCUCUCCCUGCAUUCCCUUCCAACACCCCUUAUAUAAGUUUUAUCCUGAACGACCAUUUUGCUAUCCUCCGCGAACGUCAGAAAAACCCCAAUGGCCCACAUAUCCCUCUGCCAGCGGUCACGGUGGUUUCAUCCUCCUGGGACUGGAGCAUAAGACCUCCUGCCAUCCUCUUGGAGACUCCGGAGGGUCAAGCUUGGCUGGCUCGUCAGAAUAAACCAACCCCCUCGACUACACCACCAGUCAAGACUACGUCUCCUACGACAAAGGACAAACGUCAUUCCUCCGAGGGUAAGCAUAAACAUCGAUCGACCUCGGCUCACUCUUCCUCCUCGAACAAGCAUCAUCGUCGUCAUAAGACUAGUAAAUCGGAAGGGUCAAAGAGAUCUUCUUCUUCUACUAUCACACCUUCUGGAACCAACGUCGUUACAUCCAACCUUCGCACAUCGGUUAACGAAGUCCCAGCUAUUCGUCCGAUUCACCCUCUCAACAGGAAACCCUCUAGCUUUGACUUACCGUCCAUCCCACACAUUAGUACUUCUCUUGCUAAUGUGAACAACCACGCCGUCAAAGUUUCCUCUCCUCUGAAAAUGGUGACUGGACCGGAAGAUAUUGAACUCCGUUCACAGACAAUCCCUCUCAAGACCAAGGAAGUCGAAAUCGGGAGUGUAAAACGUCUUCGCACAGCCUCUAGCCCACUAAAGGUCUCGACGGUGCUAGGCGAAGAGUCUCAGAGGUUGGGAGGGGUUGAUGUUCCAUCUGUGGCCGCAGAACCUCGACGAGGUCCCUCAAGAAGGGCGAAGACAAUCUCACCUUCUCAACUCAUCCGUCCACUUCCCGACGUCGACACCACUCCGCUCGACGUUGAUGUCCGUGAUGUCUCGAGAAGUAGUAUCGAGACUCAGUCUCCCAAGAAAAGGGUUCAGAGCAAGACUAUCUCUCCUCCUCAACCGCUCCAUCUACUUCCAGAAGUCUCUGGUAAGACCGAAUCUCCCAUCAAACGGGGAACCAGAAAAAUGUCUGAGGUAAUGGCGGAAGCGGCGGGAAUCAGACAGGUGGUGAAGAGUGAAGCGGCGGUGCCUACAGCUACUUUUGGGAGGGCAAAGAGGGAGAAGACUUUACCCGCUCGAUUAAGGGAUUAUACAAUCACUGCUGAAAUUAUAUGGUGA
Messenger RNA from Tremella mesenterica DSM 1558, 1299 nucleotides. RefSeq lists its product as uncharacterized. Lineage: Eukaryota; Fungi; Basidiomycota; Tremellomycetes; Tremellales; Tremellaceae. The transcript has a single exon. The record is from RefSeq and is a predicted model, not a curated record. The coding region runs from base 1 to 1299 and encodes 432 amino acids.